Rosa rugosa (rugosa rose) is the source of this 691-nucleotide messenger RNA. RefSeq lists its product as uncharacterized. NCBI's taxonomy places the organism in Eukaryota, Viridiplantae, Streptophyta, Magnoliopsida, Rosales, Rosaceae. The transcript has a single exon. Bases 311 to 682 code for a protein of 123 amino acids. The record is from RefSeq and is a predicted model, not a curated record.
ACGAAAACAAAAUCUAAUGAACAAGUCUUUGGCAAUAUUCUUUUGCACAUAUAAAAUUCCGAUGCACCGAAGAGUCAACUUAUGAACAAGCUAGGCUCGAAAGAAAUGUUAUCCACAUAUAUAAAUAAUAAAAUCAUAUGCGCUUCAUGCUUUCUAUCUUCAUCCUGGAAUUGAUUAAACCGUAAAGAUUGCAGCAAAAAAAUCAAAUUGUUUAAUAAGGUCCAACCACAACCACUCCUAAGCUUGAUCACCAUGCAUGUAAUAUAAAGAGUGCGCUAUACCUUCUUGCUCGAUAUGCAAAGUUUCAGAAAUGAAAGAUUUAUUUACAAAUCUCAUAGCCUAUGGUACUGCCUCUGUGAUUUGUGUUGCUUUUAUAAUAUUGUUUAUUUGUAUGUACAGAAACCAUGGUGUUAGGAUUGGGAACCACAAGAAGAAUCAGCGAUAUGAAGCCAGACUUGCGGCCGAACAAGCUGCUUACAGAAGCAAAUUGCCCAAACCAUUAGAUGUUGAAAGAGGUAGUAGUGGAACCAAGGAUGGUGGGAUGGUGAUUUUGGCAGGAGCUGGCGCUGCUGUGGCCACUGCAGCUGUAGCAGGCAGUGGAGCUAGUACUAGUGAUUUUAAUGGUGGCAGCGGUGGCUGUGGGGGUUGUGGAGGUGGUUGUGGGGGUUGUGGUGGAGAUUGAAGUUAUGGU